AUGGUUGUCUUCAGCAAAGUUACCGCCGGCCUCGCCUGCUUUUCGGCUGUUGCCUCAGCUGCCGCUGUACCUGCCAAGAGCCCUCGCGCUGGAUUCAGUGUGAACCAGGUGCAGAAGACUACUACAGGUACCAGGACUGUCAAUUUGCCUGGUCUGUACGCCAAUGCACUGAGCAAGUACGGUGGUACCGUGCCUGCCAAUGUCCACGCUGCUGCUGUUAGCGGCUCUGCCAUUACCACACCCGAGGACAACGACAUCGAGUACCUCACUCCCGUCAAGGUUGGCGGCACCACCUUGAACUUGGACUUCGACACCGGCUCUGCUGAUCUCUGGGUCUUCUCCAGCGAGCUCAGCUCUUCGGAACAGAGUGGCCACGACGUUUACAAAGUCAGCAGCUCCGGUCAGAAGCUGGCAGGUUCUAGCUGGUCGAUCUCAUACGGUGAUGGCAGCGGUGCCAGUGGUGAUGUCUACAAGGACACCGUCGUCGUUGGUGGAGUCAAGGCCACUGGCCAGGCCGUUGAGGCUGCCAAGAAGAUCAGCCAGCAGUUCGUGCAGGACAAGAGCAAUGAUGGCCUCUUGGGUCUGGCUUUCAGCUCCAUCAACACCGUCAGCCCCAAACCUCAGACAACCUUCUUUGACACCGUCAAGGACAGUCUCGACAAGCCGCUGUUCGCUGUGACUCUCAAGCACGGCGCCCCUGGUGCCUUUGACUUCGGCUACAUUGACCACGAGAAGUUCACCGGAUCUGUCGCCUACACCGAUGUUGACAACUCCGAUGGAUUCUGGUCCUUCACCGCCGACAGCCACAAGAUCGGCUCCGGUUCUGCUGGCGGCCCUAUCACUGGAAUUGCUGAUACUGGCACCACCCUUCUCCUGCUCCCUGACUCUGUUGUCUCCGCCUACUACAAAAAGGUUACUGGCGCCAAGAACAGCCAGACUGAGGGUGGCUAUGUCUUCCCUUGCUCUGCUGAUCUGCCUGACUUCACUGUCACCAUUGGUGACUACGAUGCGGUUGUUCCCGGAAAGCACAUCAAAUACGCCCCAGUCAGCGCUGGCGGCUCCUCCUGCUUUGGUGGUAUCCAGAGCAACUCUGGCCUUGGCUUCUCCAUCUUCGGUGAUAUCUUCCUCAAGAGCCAGUACGUCGUUUUCGACUCCGAGGGACCUCGUCUUGGCUUCGCCGCCCAGGCAUAA
This is a messenger RNA of Penicillium verrucosum, 1191 nucleotides long. RefSeq names its product pepsin-like aspartic protease. Gene Ontology annotation, molecular function: aspartic-type endopeptidase activity. Bases 1 to 1191 code for a protein of 396 amino acids. Gene Ontology annotation, biological process: proteolysis. The record is from RefSeq and is a predicted model, not a curated record. The transcript is spliced from 3 exons. NCBI's taxonomy places the organism in Eukaryota, Fungi, Ascomycota, Eurotiomycetes, Eurotiales, Aspergillaceae.